AAAAAAUCGAAGCUGUCAAACUUUACUAAACAUUCUUCAGCAGUGAAGUUUUCAAAAUAAAAUAUUGCUCUGGUGAUACUGAGGAGUUUAGUUUUAAAUUUAUGAUUAAAAAAAUUGUUCAUUGGUUCAGAGACAGACAGAUUUCUUAAAAUGGCUAAUCAAGGAAGACCGAUGGAAUAUGGAGCGUCUACUAAUGACAGGAAAGAAAAUUUGGUUAAUAACGAGUUCAUGUCAGAUGUCGUAUUUUUAAUAGGAAAAAACAAACAGAAAAUAUUCGCUCAUAAGUUAUUUCUCAUAACUUCUUCUGAAUAUUUCUUUGCCAUGUUCAAUGGAAAUUUUCGGGAAUCAGAGGAAAAUGAAAUUGUAUUGGACGAUAUUGAGCCAAAAAUAUUCCUCGAUAUUUUACGUUUCAUAUAUUGUGGAAAAAUUGACCUUACUUUCGAUAAUAUACACGAGAUUUACAUUCAUUCAAGGAAAUACAUGGUCAUUGAAUUACUCAAUAUGGCUUCAGUUUUUUUGGAAAAAAAUAUUGAACCUAAUAAUGUGCUAAAGAUAUUUACUCAAAAUAGAUUUUAUGGAUUUCAGUUUGUUGAUGAAAAGUGUUUGAAGCAUUUGCGAAAUAAUCCAUUGUUCUAUUUUAAUCAUGUAGACUUUUCACUUAUAGACCGAGAUUCCCUUGGCUUGAUACUAAAUUCUCAAAAAAUAAAUUGCACAGAUGAUCAAUUAAUGGGUGCUUUAGAUAUAUGGGAAAAAAACCACGAAAAUGAAAACGUUGACGAAUUGAAAUCCAUAAUCAGAAAUGCAAAGCGUUCGUACGAUUGCUAUAAACUACGCCUGUUUGGUCCCUCGUCAAGUUCUGAAAUGAACGAUUUCGGGUUUUCUAUUACUUCGGAGACGGUUGUAAAUCUUUAUGGCAUAGGAGUUUUUAUUAAAUCGUCCGCAAAGGUUAUUUCAGUUGAAAUGAAGGUAUGGGAAAACGACAUUGAAAUAGGUUGCGAUUUAUUUGAAUAUGAAAAUGAUAAUUUUGUUACAGUAGAUAUCGCGAACCUAUUUUUCGAGCAGAUUGUGUUAUCUCCUCACAACCAUUAUAAAAUUUCGUUAGGCAUAACGCCAGCAAUUGAACCAUUCACAAUACAGAAUCCUAAGAUUCACCAUGAUAGAAUAAAGAUGUCAAUCACAAAUACCAUAUAUGGACGGUGCGAAAGUGUGUAUUGCGCUAUUGCUCAUUUGCAUUGCAAAGAAAGGACAAACAAAGAAUUGUGAACUGCUAGGAAAAAUAUCAAUUGUAAGUGUAUGUUUUCUUUUUUUGUUAGGAUAGUUUUAAUAGUGAAUUAAUAAAAAUGAUGCAUGAAAUGAAAAAAAAAAUUAUC
Molecule: messenger RNA, 1370 nt
Organism: Uranotaenia lowii
Lineage: Eukaryota; Metazoa; Arthropoda; Insecta; Diptera; Culicidae
Product: BTB/POZ domain-containing protein 2-like
Exons: 2
Coding region: 151-1263 (370 amino acids)
Biological process (GO): neurogenesis
Cellular component (GO): cytosol
Molecular function (GO): protein binding
Source: RefSeq, a predicted model, not a curated record